AUGUAAAACGGAUUUAUUUUCAUUUAUUAUUAUAUGAAAUUAUUAUUGUUUGUGUUUAUCGUAUACACUUAUGCGACAAGUGCACAAUACAGAUAAGCGAUGGAGGAUCUUAACGAUGAUAACUUUGGUUAAACCCUUCUUGAAACCAUUCAAAUGCAUAUCUAAUCCGAGGAGCCUGUAGGAAAUUUAGUCAACAUGUUAUAAAAUCUUCAAUCGUAAGUGGAAAAGGUGUAAUACAAAUCUGAAGAGCAACACAAGAGAAUUUCUACGAAUUGCUACCUCAACUUAGGUUAGUUGAACGAUCAAAUUGAUAAUUACAAAAUUAAAUCUGUGACUCUAAAAUCGUAUAUUGACACUCUCAAUCCAAAUGUCAAAUAGAGUGUGGCAAUGGUGGAAAGAAAAGAAAAAGAAAAAGAUGACUAUAAGCAAGAAUUGAAAUUAGCAGCAGAAAAAAGAGAGAAGGAACACGAAACCUAUACCACCAUUUUAGAUAACCUUGAGCAAGCCUUAUUCGGUUUCCAUCAAAUUAAGUUAGCUUUUAAUCAAUUUAUCGAUUCUGUACAAAAAGGGUAACGUAAAUUUGAGUCAUUCGCUGAAAUGAAAUAAGUGUUAAAAUAAGUUAAACACACAUACAAACUUGAAGGGUACAAGCAUUUCGUGCAAUUACUCUAGUCUCUAUCAAAGUAGACAAGUGAAGAAGAAGCAUUAAAAUUAGCAAUUCAAUUGAGUGCUAUUCUGAAAUAAAUAGAAUCAUACAUUCAAACUGAAAGAACCAGAGAAGAUCAAGCAGAAUUGGCUAGAGAAGCAGCUUAUAAUGAUUACAAAGCUCAAAUAGCUGAUUUGUUCAAUGAAUCUUCAAAAUCUCUUACUGAAAUGACAGGAAUUUUGGAUAGCCAGUCGAAUGAAUUGAAAUAGAGUGAGAAUGAAAAAAUGGAAGUUGAUGUCAGAUUAUAAAAUAAAAUGAAAGAAUUUGAGAACAUACAAGCUGAAUGUUCAAUUCUAGAUUAAGAAUAUUAGUAAUCAACUAAAUAAAGAAAUUAACAAAGUAAAUUACUAGAUUAAGCAAUUUUGUUAACGACAACUUCACUAGGAUAAUUGAAGAGCGACUUAUUAAAGCAUGCUGAAGUUUAUUGA
This is a messenger RNA of Paramecium tetraurelia, 1134 nucleotides long. RefSeq lists its product as uncharacterized. Lineage: Eukaryota; Ciliophora; Oligohymenophorea; Peniculida; Parameciidae. The record is from RefSeq and is a predicted model, not a curated record. The transcript has 5 exons.